AUUGGAUAGACCUUAAACAUAUGAUACAAUCUAGAGCUGCACAAUAUAGGCAGGAUGCUACAGAACCAACUCCAUCUUCAGCUGCUGAGCCACCACCAGAUAUAGAAUUACAAAUAGCUAUGCAGUGUGCAGAAGCAAGUUGUAUGCAGGCAGAGACGGCAUUAAUGCAACUUCAAAAAUUUCACAAGAAAUUUGGUCAAGCAUCUCAAACCUUCAAACCUGAUUGAAAUUCAGAAAGGAUGAAGUAUUUUUAUGAUUUUUGUUUACUUGUG
Molecule: messenger RNA, 272 nt
Organism: Acanthoscelides obtectus
Lineage: Eukaryota; Metazoa; Arthropoda; Insecta; Coleoptera; Chrysomelidae
Source: the annotation of a GenBank genome assembly